AUGAAACGUACGCCCCUCAUUUAUCAUUAUCUCCGUCGGUUUGCUUAUUCGUUCCACUCAAGUGGUUCUACAGGAACUGCCAUACAAGAAUUGCAUGCAUCAGUUCCUUUGAAUCACAAGAAAUUUAUUAAUAUAUCUAGUAGCAAACGUGCAAUGAGCGGUGAUAAUUCGGUAAAAAUAUAUGAUUAUUUGGUAAUUGGCGGUGGUUCUGGAGGUAUUGCAAGUGCUCGACGAGCUGCUGAAUUCAAUGCAUCUGUAGGAUUGAUUGAAGAAACAUAUCUCGGUGGUACAUGCGUAAAUAAGGGAUGUGUACCAAAGAAAGUCAUGUAUAAUUGUUCUCGUCAUGCAGAAGCAAUCGCUGAUUAUUCAGAUUAUGGCUUUGAUGUAACACUGAACGGAUUCAAUUGGAAAAAAAUAAAGAAUAGUCGUGAUGCAUAUGUCAAACGUUUAAAUGCAAUAUACGAAUCAAACUUAUCAAAUUCAGGAGUCGAAUUGAUUCGAGGAAAAGCAUCGUUUACGAAUGAUGGUGUUGUUGAUGUUAAUGGCAAAAAGUAUUUCGGAAAACACAUAUUGAUAGCAGUUGGUGGAUAUCCAAAAAGGCCUGACAUUCCGGGAGCAGAAUAUGGCAUCAAUAGCGAUGGCUUCUUCCAUCUUGAUACUUUACCCAAACGUACGGUAGUAGUGGGAGGUGGUUAUAUAGCGGUUGAAUUAUCAUCAAUGUUAUCAGCGUUGGGAUCUAAUGUCCAUUUGUUGAUACGAAAACCAAGAGUUUUGUGGAAUUUUGAUCAUACACUGUCUGAAUGUUUGACGGAAUCUAUUAAUAAGGGACCAACGGAACUUCAUACAAAUACGGAAGUGAAAUCAGUGGAAAGGAAGCCUGACGGAUUACUCACCGUUAGUACAACGAAUGGUACCAUUAAUGAAGUAAACAGUUUAAUCUGGGCAGUUGGCCGCAGCCCUGCAACACGCGGUUUAAACCUGGAUUAUAUAGGUGUAAAAACGGAUAGAAACGGCAAUGUGAUUGUGGAUGAAUAUCAGAACACAUCGAUCAAAAAUAUAUAUGCAGUGGGAGACUGCUGUGGAAAAGCAUUGCUAACACCAGUCGCGAUUGCUGCUGGCCGACGUCUUGCCCGCAGAUUAUUUAACAACGAAGCAAACAUUCGUUUGGAUUAUGAAAAUAUUCCGAGCGUUGUAUUUAGUCAUCCGCCACUAGGAACGAUUGGGCUUACAGAGGCGCAAGCUAUCGGUCGAUACGGGGAAAACAAUCUUACAAUUUACAAAACGAAAUUCAAUUCCAUGUAUCAUGCUGUUACUCAGCGCAAAGAACCAACAGUGAUGAAAUUGAUUUGUGCUGGUAAAAACGAACGGGUUGUGGGUUUACAUAUGCUUGGCGAGGGAUGUGACGAAAUGCUGCAGGGUUUUGCCGUUGCCAUCAAAAUGGGUGCAACGAAGAAGGAUUUUGAUAAUACAGUAGCUAUCCACCCAACAAGUGCAGAAGAGCUGGUUACAAUGUCUAAUGGUACCAAACCUGAAAUACUGCGAACAUAA
Messenger RNA from Cercopithifilaria johnstoni, 1548 nucleotides. The record is from the annotation of a GenBank genome assembly. Lineage: Eukaryota; Metazoa; Nematoda; Chromadorea; Rhabditida; Onchocercidae.